Molecule: messenger RNA, 3846 nt
Organism: Dentiscutata erythropus
Lineage: Eukaryota; Fungi; Glomeromycota; Glomeromycetes; Diversisporales; Gigasporaceae
Source: the annotation of a GenBank genome assembly
AUGUCAUCAUUUAAAUUUAACCCAAAUAUGAAUCUGAACCGAAAAUCCUUUCGCCAACGAAAGGUAGACAAUAAGAAGCCUAUGCGUAUAAUGCUUCAACAUGAAAUCAGUGAAGAAGACAUGCUACCUGUCAGUAGAGCAGGGGUCGAUGUGGAAACGGGAGUAGAAAAGGAGGAAGAAGAGGAAAUACAUCUUGUUACUGCAUUAGAAAAACGUCAACAAGGGAUCGAAGAAGGAUAUGGCACAUCAAUUGGCGAGGGUGAACCAGCGAUUCCUUGUCCUGAUUCUGAUGCCAAUAAAAGACAUUUAUUUCCACCUAACUGGAAAAUGUCACAUACAUUCCUCAAAUUUUCUACACCAAUAUUGGAAUGUGUCGGUUGUUUAUACAACAUGGAUGAAGAUGAUGAAGGAUGGUUAUCUAAAUAUAAUAAAGAUGGUAAUAAUAAUCUAUCAGAGGAUGAUUUUGAAGAGAUAAUGGAGUUUUUUGAAAAUCAAGCAAAAAAUAAACCACAUUUGUUGGUGUAUACACAUUGGAAAACUAAACGACAACAACGAAUGAUACGCUACAAGACGGUAGCUCCAUUAAUGUUUGAACUUAAGACUGCAGAUACAAAAGAUGAAGAAGAUAAUCCAUACGUAUGCUUCCGUCGUCGAGAACUUAAACCAAUGAGGAGGACUCGUCGUACCGAGACACAGUCUUUCGAUAAAUUAAGAAGGAUAAGGCGCGAUGUACAUAAUGGUCGAGAAAUAAUAGUUAAAGUAAAAUCUCGUGAAAGGUUCAAGAAGCAGAGGAUUGAAUUAAAUCGAAAAAUAUUUAUAAAAGAAUGUGAUAUAAAAGAGAUGCGUAAAGAACUAGGAAUCCAAAACAAUGUUUCGGAUUCACAGCAAAGGAACAAGAACAGAAAAAUAUCAAUCUCACAUAUGGAUGCUAUUGGCUCCUUAAGAACAAAGUCUGGAACUAAAUCCUCAAAAAAAGAUAAAGAAAGUAGUGGUAUUCACAUAGAUGUGACACAUGCAAGUAUCAAUGCUUUUAUGAAAUUCGAUGCUGAUAAACUAUCAGUGUUACCUCCUGCAUUUAGAAGUCGUUAUGGGCGUGGAGGUCGUAAACGUCGUACUAUUGACCGUCUUGAUGUGUUUACAAUUUACCGUAUGAAAAGGCCAAAGAAUAAUAAUUUUAAAUACGAUUCGGACGAGAUGGAAGAUGUUUAUAGUGAUGAUGACAUGGAUUCUGACGAAAUCGAUGAUAAUUCAAACAUGACUGAAUGGUCAAUUAAAUUUCAUUUUUUAAAAGACGAAGAUUUCCAAAGUCUCGGUGCGUUCCGUAAUAAUAAGGUUCAGAAAGAUAAACAGAGUUCUCCGAGGCAAUGCUCACGUGAUGAUGGUCAAGUCGGUAUUUCAACUCAAAACCAUUCACAGAAUAGCGCUCAGGCGAACAUAGAUCCUCGAGUAUCCAUUUCAGCUUCACAGUCUAGGUCGAAUUCAGAAGUUCGAUCAAACUCUGAACCGCGAGCUGAAGGCUCGUCUUCAAGAGGAAACCCUGAUACACGAAUCACAAUUGAUAUGGACUCAUCACGUCCGAAUAUAUUACCUAGGACUGUCGUAGAUCAGCGAUCAGUCCGACCUAAUUAUGAUUCUAAUAUCACUUCAAGAACAGACCCACGUUUCUCCGACCUUAAUUUUUCCAGGGAUGCAAAUCAAAGUUCAGCACAAAUUUCGCAACGUGCGAACCCAGCUAUCUCCAUUUCAAUCACAAAUCGUGAACAACAUCUUUCUUCGGAUGUUAAUGUAAGCCGGGAUCAAAUUUUGAAUACUGUUUCACUUACCGGACGAGACCAACGUUUACCUGUCGAACAGAAUCAAUCUAGUGACCAACGAUUACUUACCGAAUCACGUCCUAAUCUCGACCCCCGCGUCAAUCUAUCUCAUAACGGUCAUGCUGUAAGGACAUCGAUAUCACUGAACCAUCGAGAUGCAACACCUUAUCGACGUCCAAUUCAACGCAACGUUCGUAUGUCGGAGGAUUCCACAAACACCAAUGGGAUAGCAGGCAUCAGUCUUGUUCAAACCCCAAGAAUGACAUCACCUUUACAAGGAAGUGCGACUGGAAUUGUCCCCACCAAUGUUCAUAUUAACGGUCAUAGUUCUGUAAUACCACUUUCUCAGAUAACACCACAAAUUACCACAAGACAAUUAUCAGGAAACUCGCAAGCUAAUGCUACAUCAACAAUAAACGGUGUUGAACUUACUCGAACUUCUUCAAACCCUGGAAUAAUCAUGAACAAUACGACGCCGGUGCUUACUCGAACGCCAUCAAACCCCGGAAUGAUGGUGAACAGUGUAACACCUGGACUUUCUAGAACACCUUCAAACCCGGGAAUCAUAAUGAACGGUACGUCACCUAGACUCACUCGAACUCAUUCAAACUCUGGAAUUAUUAUAAAUACUGCAACUCCGGUGAUUGAUCCUAGAAGACUUCAACGAACACCUUCUACACAAGAAGGGAUUAUGAUGAACAUUACCUCUCCCCUAUCACGAACAUCUUCUAAUUCAGGAAUGAUUAUAAAUAAUUCUGUUUCAUUAAUAGAUAAAAUCAGUAAUGGUGCUGCUUUGGUUAAUUCCGGACAUAGGAUAGCUAUUGCAAACGGUGGACAACCUACUUUCACUAAUGGUAGUCCUGGUGCACCAUCACAACAAGCAACUCACCUUAAUGUACAGUCUACACGCCCACAUUUGAAUAUAAACAAUUCCAGAGGACUUUCUAAUGAACAAUUUGUCCAUUCAUCUGAUCAAAACAAUAAUAUACAAAUGUUGCAACGUACAAUAUAUGCUUUGCGUACACAACAGCCAGAACUGACGCAAACUCAGUCACAAGAUCAGACGCAGAAUCAAACACAAAGUCAAAUACAAAUUAGUCCUAACGUUUCUACAAACAAUCAGACACAAACUAAUAAUUCAACGAUGCGACAAUCAAUUGCCAUGUCUCGCGGAACACUUGGAACGCUUGGAACACUCGUCAGAGCCAGUAAUGCGGUAACACCAUCAACGGCUUCUGCUAAUCAAACCCCAAUUCAAACCAUAAUCGUACCUAGUGUCGGUUCGAACGGCCAGUCAAAUUCAUCAUCUCAACAAAUUCAAAAUAACGGAACAAAUAAUAUAGUACAAACUAAUGGAUCAUCGAAUCUCAGACAGGGUAAUGUACAGACAAAUGGUAGUACCGGUCAGAUACUUAGACAUACUAUGAAUGUUCCAAUUGUCGCGAAUGGAUAUCAAAGUGCUGUAGUCAGUAGUGCUGUUGUCGGUAAUAGAUUCCCUUUAUCAGCAAGAUAUGUUGACCGGGAUAGUUUACAACAAGCCUUUGGAAUUUUAUCCGACCCCUCCGUUCAGCAGGUUAAUAGUGCAACAAAUCCAAACAUUAGACAAACCAAUAUAAUGUCACCAAAUGGGCAAAAUAAUGUAAACAGUAUGCGACAAAGCUUUCUUAUGUCUAAUGGUGCAGUUUCUGUGGCUAGUAAUAUGGCACAAAUUAACCAACGUCCUAUAGUUCUUUCUAAUGGGACAGCUUUCGUCGGCAAUAAUGUAAUUUCAGCCAACGGCGUUUCAAAUUUAAACGUCCGUCAAAUGCAGGCGAACCUUAAUCUUCGGCCAAUGACGCAAAAUGGUAUUCGACAAGUCCAUUCGAACGGAGCGUCAAGCCAAGGUUUGCGUCAGAAUAUUGUAGUACCUACUAAUGGAUUUAUGAAUGCAAGUCCUGUUCAGCUAUCAUCAAAUGUAUCAAUUAGUAAUAUGCGACAACCUAACAUCCCUAGUCAAGCCUCUCCAACUAGAGAUUCAACAAAUGGAUUGUAA